Molecule: messenger RNA, 1080 nt
Organism: Cladocopium goreaui
Lineage: Eukaryota; Dinophyceae; Suessiales; Symbiodiniaceae
Source: the annotation of a GenBank genome assembly
AUGCCUUUGCCAACAGUUGCUGUGGCUCCCGAGCUGUCAAAGGCCGACAAGGCCAGUGGUGACAUGCUGGAGCCAUCGAAUGCGACUGAGCAGGGACAUGCUUCCGAUGUCGGGAAGACCGUGAUCUCAUCCUUAGCUGCGGAGUCGCUCCCAACUCAGGAACCUGAAGCAGCUGCAGUUGAGGCCGGAGAAACUCAGCUGGGUUCUGUGACACAUGGGGUCACAGAGACCAAGAAAGGGACAGAUGACAUGGAAGUUGAAGCUGCAGAGGAUGAGGGUGAGACGGGUGAGCCCAAUGAGACCGGUGAAGUGAAGCCGCGACGCCGCGCCAACCUCCGCGCGCGGGUCCUGGCUGAGUUGGCCAAGAGCAGUGCUGAGGAGGUCCGUCAGCGCCUGGAAGGAGAACUCCUGGAGCACGACCGGCACAUCGCAGCCGCUCAGGCCGUGGAAGAUGAGAAACAGAAACUCGUGGAUGAGGCAGCGUCGGAAGUGGCCGCCAUGGCAAAAUGCGUAGAAGAAGCGUCACGUUUGGAAGCCGAGGCCUUGCAAGAAGUGAAGGACAUCCGGCUGAAGAAGAAAGAUGCCGUGCAGAGCAGUGCUUUGAAACGGAAAGAGCUUCACAGCUACGAAGAUAUGCUGGUUUUGCUGGACUUGGAGAAGGAGACAUGCAAGAAACGCCAAGAGGCUGAAGAAUCGCUGAAGGACGAAGAGAAUGCCAAGCGGCAAAAAAUUGAGGAGCUGCUGCGAGUGGUCGAAGAGACCAAGAAAGCUCAGGAAGAGCUGAAACAGCGUGCGAAAGAAGCACGACAACAGAUGCGUGACCUUGAGAAGGAGCAGAAGAAGCUGGCCCGCUGCGGACCGCGCUUAGGGCCUUUCAGCCGCCGGCAAGCUGCUUCGGCCAAGGCCACGGAGAACAAGACGUCAACCGGGUCCAAAGAAUCACCAGAGCCUGCAGAGGCUGCUGUGGAAGGUGUGGAAAUUGUCUCUGUGAAGCGUGAGAUCUGCGCGACGAUUACCUCUUCCGUGGCGUCGGGAUGUUUCGAGGCCAACGAGUUGAUUUGCAUUGAGGAUUCGCAAUGA